GCAUUGGCAACAAGAAAACACCACUCACGAUGGCGGACGACAGCCAAUCUGAGGCGAGCAGCGGGUCGCUGGUGGAUGAGCGCCUGGACGAGGCAGCCGCCGAAAUGGUCGCCCGGAUCCUGCAGAGCGUGAAGAAGAAGAUGGAAGAGCGGCCUCAAUCCGGGCAGCUGUCGCCAGGGACCGAGCAAGAGGACGCGGGAGGCAAGACCACCACCACCACCAUCACCACCACGUCUGUUCCCGACAGCCGGCUAUCCUCCGCCCGCACGACUGGUUCAUCGUUCUCACGACCAACCACGGCAGACAUCAGGUCCAUGUCCACGAACGUGGUGAAAACCGCGCUGCAAUCGGCCAUGCAGCGAUUGACAGCGCUCACUGCGGAUGAGCUGAACUGGGACAGCGCCAAGCUCAUCAUCGAGACGGUUGUGGAGGGCUGGGCCAUCAGCGACAUGUGGAAGUACCACGUUGCCAAGGAAGCAGAAGGUGCCGGCUACGUGCAGGCUUGUGUCACAUGGAGUAUUCCCAUGCGCCGCCGUCCAGUGCCAAACGCCACGGCCUACACCAUGUUCAACCUCAACAAAACAGAGCACGGCAUCAGCGUGGAGUGGCAGCUGGAGCAACAGCGCCUGAAGCACGAUGCAACACAACCGUGCCGGGAGCAGUGGCUGCACGAUGUUGUCGCCAGCAAGCGGAUUGUACAUGAUGCCUUUAAGAUCUGACCCGGUCGCCUGCACUGCGUUUGUGUAUGUACACCCAUACUCACGCACUCACGUACACACUUCUCGCACUCACACAGAAACACCCACUCACGCACGGGCAAUGCAAUGCAACUCUUCUGCUGGGUGUUACUUGAUAACCUGUACAUAGACAUUGACGUGACCUUGCGAUUCAUUAUAUCUGAUCUUCUAGCG
Salpingoeca rosetta is the source of this 911-nucleotide messenger RNA. RefSeq lists its product as uncharacterized. The transcript has 3 exons. Gene Ontology annotation, molecular function: protein kinase A regulatory subunit binding. The coding region runs from base 30 to 719 and encodes 229 amino acids. Gene Ontology annotation, cellular component: cAMP-dependent protein kinase complex. Lineage: Eukaryota; Choanoflagellata; Craspedida; Salpingoecidae. The record is from RefSeq and is a predicted model, not a curated record.